Anopheles coluzzii is the source of this 4692-nucleotide messenger RNA. RefSeq names its product protein sneaky (gene snky). Gene Ontology annotation, cellular component: membrane. NCBI's taxonomy places the organism in Eukaryota, Metazoa, Arthropoda, Insecta, Diptera, Culicidae. The record is from RefSeq and is a predicted model, not a curated record. The transcript is spliced from 2 exons. The coding region runs from base 834 to 3140 and encodes 768 amino acids.
CUACCGAUGCUUCUCUUUUCGUUUUCAUUAUUUACAGACGAUAAAAUCUUGUAAUUAGAACCGCGAUCGUACGGGAGAGCGAGAGAGAGAGAGUCACACACAUAUCGGUGGGUGGCAAGUGGGUAAGGUUUGGUCGAGUCCAGAUUCUUGAACUAGAGGCUAGGGGCCCUCAUGUGGAGACGAAUGCUCCACGCUCGAGCUACAACAUCGUUGCUGAUGGGUGAUGCGAAUGAAGACGAGACUCGGGUUUCGUGUGGUUUUAUGGUGGGCGCGGACAGUAUGCAGGCACACAGGCGCAAGAACGUUGGCUGAACGUGGGGUGAGAAAAAUGUUGCAUUAAACCCGGCUGAGCCCGCCAUUGCCGGGGUCCGAUGCUUUGCAUUGUUGCUCUGUUUGGUGUUGCGGCGGGCCCGUUGUUGCUCUUUGCUACCUUAUCACAAUUGUCUAUCGAUUGCUGGCCAUAUGUUAGCUUCUUCCUUUCCUCCCUCAAUCCCUCCCGGUGGGUUGUUUGGGUUAUUGCAAUCAAUUAAAAACGUAUGAAUUCUCGCAACGCGCAACCACGGUUGCUGCUUGACGGUUGAAUAUGUUUCCCUUCAUUAGUGCUGAGUGCAGCAUGUUUCCCGUAUCGCUUGGUUUCUAAUUGGUUCUUUUUUCUUCCAUUUUUCAUUCUAGGUAAGCAAUUCGAUUCCAAUUGUGGUUUUGUUUUUGGUAUUUACAUCGGAUCCAGUAGAGUUGAGUGGUGGCAGCAUCAUUGCAAACAUCCAAGUAACCCAGCAAAAACAUCGCAGUUAGCGAACAAUUCAACCACAGUCAACAGGUUCUAUUCUCCAAAAAUGAACUUCUCUAGAAUAAGAUAUCUUUUCCGCCGGUUUUUCACCACCUUCGAACGAAACUAUCCGACCCCGUACAAACUUCUUGCGGGCGAAAAGCGAACCGAGCUGCUGCUGCCCCGUGCGCUUCUGCUAGCCCUGUACGGACUGCUCGUGGGCUUCCUCUUCUACCGGCUCGUGCUAGUAAACCUUGACCUUCCGGACACCGUCCGCUUCUACUUCGGCCUGACGGUGGCGGUCGCACUGGGUAAGCGUCAACAAUUUCCAUACAAUGAAACGGCUCACCAACUGGGCGUAUUUUGCUUCUUUUCCACUCCACUCGCAGCAGUCGGAUGUAGCUUUUCGGCGCAAGUUCGCUGCGUCUGUGCGCUGUGUUGGGUAGGGUUUUUUGGCAAAGCGGGACGCAAUCUGCUCAAAACGCUUACCCUCACCCUCCUGCUGACCGGUCCGAUCGAAAAUGCGACCCUGAACGGGCGCGAAGUGGUGCGCGUUCUAACCUGCUCCGCCGAGCUGGCCUUUAAUUUGACGCUAACGCGCGUCGAUCUGAUGACGAAACCGUUUCAAAAUGCACUGCACCAGGGGCGCGAUCGGCUGCCGGAGUUGAAGCAAGAGUUUUCCGCGAUCGUUUCUAUCGUCGAACCUAUCGUGCGGGAGGUUGAGCAUUCUGGCCGUGGUGGUGGUGGUGGUGAUGGAGGAGAAGACGGCUCAGACUCGCUCAGCAGUGAGGAGGAGACCACGCAUGGUGCUGGCAUUGAUGGGCCGAUUCGUUCCGCAGCCGCUUAUCAGCAGGCGUACGUGGCCAAGCUUAACGAGCGCUGCCUGGCCCAGCUAGCGACGGGCGUGGACCGGUGCAAGGCUUCGUUCGAGCGGUCGUACGACGAGUGUAGCGAAAGCUUGCCACCGCUCGUCAACACGCUGCUCUGCUGGCCGAUGAAGCUGGAUGUGGCCUGCAGCUCGGCCGAACUGUUCGGGGUCGGUGCCGUGUGCCGCAUGGAGGACGUGCUGGAUGAGGAUUUUGGCGCAAACUAUCACCUGCUCAAACAGACCGAACACCAGCUGACGGGGGGUGUCGGUAGCAUCGAGAUCGAUUAUCAGGUGCCCGAUUUGCGAAACCAUUCCGGUUACGUAACCAUCAAGAAAGCGUCCAAACAGAUGGGGAAAGAAUUCAGCAAAAAGAAACACUUCCUCCGCUUGGUGAGCUACUUUGUGCGCAAAGUGUUUGCGUUCAUCUUUCUCCGUGUGAUCUUCAGCUCGGUCCGCUACCAUAAUGCUUACCUUUGGAGGAUCACUUUCAACAAUUUCUACAUCACGGAUCAGUUUCGAGCGCUCGCCGCUCGCCGUAUGGAGGAGAAUGGCUUCCCGGUGCUCCCUUUGCGGGCGAUCCAGCAAUCGGAGCUGAUCGACACGCGGGAAGGCAUUUGGAACAAGCUGGAACUGCGCCACAUUGUUGGAUCCUUCGCUACGCUGCUGUUUCAUUGCCUUUCGACGACCGUUCUGCUGCUGAUGGACGCACUGCUGUAUGAAACGCUCGACAUAGUGGCACGCCAUUCGCGCAUUGAGUAUCAUCAGCAAGGAUUCCAUGGCGUUAACGUGACGGUGUGUCUUUGGAAAAGGUUUCAAAUGGACCCCUUUUUUCUUUUUUUGAGCAUGGUUUAUCACUUCUUCAUCCCCAACCAGGUCACCGGUACGGGAGCACUCGCCGAGCUGGUGCGCAACACUGCCGAAGGAUUUCGCACAAACGAACGGCUAGAUUUCCACGCCUCGAACGAAGCGUGCCUUCCGCGCCCAGUGCCACUGUCGGGCUGGACCGUCGCCGGCAUUUAUGGACUGUUCGCGCUGCUGGCCCUUCUCAUCACGACCGAAGCGUACGUCCAGCGGGCACGCCGUCUCAUCUGCUCCUUUUUCUAUCCUGGCCGAGAGCAGAUGCGUACCGCUUACCUGUACAAUCGUGUCCUGCGGCAGACGCGCACCAUGCAGGCGACCCUCCCCGGGCGCAUCUUACAGUUAGCGGACAGUAGUGGCUCCUGCCGAGUGCUCCCGUUUUGUGACCGGCUCGCCUUGCAGCAUCCAAACUGGUUCGGCUGGACCCGCACCGGUCGACGGUGUGCGGUGUGUCGGGGCGCCGGAGCACCGCAGGAGUGUCAGCGCCCGGACUGCUUCCUUUGCUACUGUGCCGGCUGCUGGCAGGACAUCGAUCGGCAGUGUGUGGUCUGCGCCGGUCAGCCUGCCGACUGCUCGAACUGUUGCAAUCCGCUCGGCAAUCUGUCGACGGCCUUAAGCAGCGUACCAGACAGACAUGACGUGCCGUGACAUCCGCUGGCAAGUAUUUGACAGCACCGUUACGCACACACACACACGCGCAAUGUGCCCCUCGGGCUCGUCAAAGUUGCCCGGUACUUGCCACCGGUUGGCUCGUGGCUGGUCCCGUUUGGCCUUUUUGGAUCCGGAAGCAAUGUUCGAGCAUGGAAUCUUCCAGCGCGCACACACACAAACAUACCGAUGCGGUGUGAUGGAAACUCAACGCAGCGUAACGGGCACAGCGGAACGGGCGGGGAAGGGUUUCCCCUUGCCCAGGCGGGAUCAUACUACAACACGGUCACUGACUGUGGACCGUGUUGGCCGUCGGCAGCAUAAUGAACACACACUUAAAAUAAUCAUCCCGAACGAACGCAGCAGCCACACAUACGCACACAUACACAUUACAUGAUCGCGGGCACGGGCGCGCCCGAGCAUGCGGGCUGCCUGGUUCGGUCAACUGACCGACUGCCAGGCAGCGGGAAAACAGAUCGGGAUCAGUAGCCCCGCGCACAAUUCGACCAUUCGUAGUGUUGCGAUAUGAUCGCCGGGCUGCUUGGGGAAGCGAUGAUGGUACCUGGCUGGCUGCGCGGAGAGCGAUCGUGAUGGGCGGCUAUGAAAUGGGCAUCAUUACUCAAAAGCUUGUUGCAUUACUUCUGGAGAAAGUUUCUUUGGUGCAAAUUGUGAUUCGUAUGGUUGAAAUAUAUAAUUUCGUUUAUUAUUAGAUAUUUAGUCCUUUGUAGUCGUUUUAGUGUACAUGAAGAAGUAAAUCUGUAAAUAAGCUGUUUAUCAUGUGUUUAGAUCACAUCCAAUCAGCAACUUCGUUGGAUUUUUUUUGCAUCCUUGGUUUAAUUUUAUUUAUCGCAACGAAUGCCUUAUCUUUUAUGUAGUAAUUAUCAUCUGCUUAGAUCAAAUAAUUUAAUUUUUUAACAUUCAGUUACCAUUUCACUGACAACGUGAACUUUAUGCUUAGCCGUAGUACACUCGUCAACUCGUACGACUUAACAACAUGCCCAUCACGGGGUUCAAGUCCCGAAUGGACCGUUCUACCAUAGGUAGGUCUGAUUAUCCUGUUAUGGGUAAUCAAUAAGUCACUGAUAGCCAAGCCCAGUAGUUGUACAAACAGGUCUUGGCCGACAACUGUUAUUGUGCUAAAGAAGAAGAAGAACUUUAUGUUCAAUAAAAAGGGUAUUUUUUCUAACAUUUCUGUCACUAACCUUAGAACAUAGACGCCAGUCAUUACAAGCUACUUUUGUCGCGAAGUUAAUCAGCGGGGACAUGGAUCCUCGCUACCUGCUAUAAAAGCUGAAUCUUUAUGCUCCUGAACGACCUCUCACGUGAGUUUUCUCGUCACGUGUGCUGCGAAGACCUAUGUUCUCAAGAUCUGCAUGUUCCUAUAAUGCGUAUAUGAACCAAACGAUACAAAACUUCAACAAGUACCAAAGAUUCUUUGACUUCAACAUUAGUAUAAUCCAAUUCAAAACCAAUGGUCUCUCGUUUCCUCAUUGAUAGCGUUUUAGUUAAGUUUCUAAAUGAAUUAGGGAUUUAUUAUACAAGUAAGUGUCCC